UCGCGUCCAGACCGCGAGAUGAGGAGCAAUGGCCAUAAUAGAAAACAAACCUGCGGUGGAAUUUGACACAGUGUUCGGUCGAGACGACUCCGUGGAGGUGUCCGCUCACCGCGACCACGAGGCCGCACACGCACGGGUCUUCAAGAUGAUCGUGAUCGGGGACUCGAACGUGGGGAAGACGUGUCUCACGUACCGAUUCUGCGGAGGCACUUUCCUGAACAACCAGGAGGCAACGAUCGGGGUCGACUUCAGAGAGAGGACGCUGCAGCUCGACGGGGAGAGCAUCAAGUUGCAGAUCUGGGACACGGCCGGUCAGGAGCGCUUCAGGAGGAGCAUGGUGGAGCACUACUACCGCAGCGUGCACGCCGUCAUCUUUGUGUACGACGUGACCAGCCUGGCCUCCUUCGAGAGCAUCCCCGAGUGGAUCGAGGAAUGCAGCCGUCACUGUGUGGGGCCCCUGGUGCCCCGCAUCAUGGUGGGAAACAAGUGCGACCUGAGGGACCACCGGGAGGUCCCCACGGCCGCCGCCCAGUGUCUCGCCGACAGAUACAACUUCCCGCUGUUUGAGACUUCGGCCAAAGACCCCGCUGAGAAGGAACACGUGGAUGCCAUCUUUCUGACGAUAGCCUACAGGCUGAAGAGUCACAAACCUCUGAGACUGAAGCAGCUGAGUGAGAGCAGCAGCGUGACCCAUCUGUGGAACCAGAGAGAGCAGGAAUCCGCAACGUGUCAAUGCUGAGGUCACCUCCAUCCUGUAUGGAUGCACACAGAGUGUGAACGAAGGUCACCACGGCCGUCAGGAACAAUUAUGAUGCUGAGGAACGCAGCGUUGACCCGAGCUUCAAAACACUGACACUGACCUCCAAAGACGUCUUGUGAUUUAAGGAUUAAAAAAUACAGAAGCCUCCUAUGAUUUUACACUUCUCCCUUCCUACUGUAAGGCACAGUUAGUAGCAGUAUGGAUGAUUGGGUACACAUAAGUUUGCACCAUAUUAAAUCAACAUUUCAGUGAAAUGCACUAAUCGAUAUGGAGUUGUGACGAGUAUCCGUUGCUCAAACUGCACAUAAAAGUACUUUGAGUCAAAACGCAGCAUUGCAGAGUACAUUUUAGUACGUAGGCGAAUUAUAUGCAAUCAGCCGUCUAGCAGCACUAUAACAUACAUUAUCUCUUGAAUCCGAUGCGGACAGUACGUUUAAGGGAAAAAUAUAUUUCGGUGUGCAUGAAGGGACCAAUAAUGUAAACUGAAACUGUGACGAAAACUGUGCAAUCACUCUUUAUCAAGUGUUUUAAAGUGAUAUCUUAAAGAGAGUAUAACCGCAAUAUGAGGUUUGAUGCUGUAAUAGGAAGAUUUCCUGCUUUAUGGUGUCAGAAGAAAAGGAAACACACUUGACUUCUGCUUUUGUUGUAUGUGUUCAAGAAUGCAAUUAUUGGGAUAUUUGUCACAAUUGUAAAGCUGCAAACCAAUAAAAGUGGUUUUAUCCAUUUA
Molecule: messenger RNA, 1487 nt
Organism: Scophthalmus maximus (turbot)
Lineage: Eukaryota; Metazoa; Chordata; Actinopteri; Pleuronectiformes; Scophthalmidae
Product: Ras-related protein Rab-33B-like
Exons: 2
Coding region: 29-739 (236 amino acids)
Biological process (GO): Rab protein signal transduction
Cellular component (GO): Golgi apparatus; endosome
Molecular function (GO): GTP binding; GTPase activity
Source: RefSeq, a predicted model, not a curated record